Molecule: messenger RNA, 2108 nt
Organism: Sabethes cyaneus
Lineage: Eukaryota; Metazoa; Arthropoda; Insecta; Diptera; Culicidae
Product: testis-expressed protein 10 homolog
Exons: 3
Coding region: 68-2107 (679 amino acids)
Cellular component (GO): nucleus; MLL1 complex
Source: RefSeq, a predicted model, not a curated record
UCGCACCAAUCUUUUAUAAGAGUUUCGAACUGGAACCAAAUUUCGUUAGAAAUAUACAUCUGCAAAAAUGGGCGGCAAUUCAAGAAAGUUUAAGAAAGCCGAGAAAAACAAAAUUAAACUUAAGGGCGCUAAACUUCCAAAAGGAACGAACGUAACUAAAACCAACUUUAAAGUGCGCAAAAUUGUACUGCCGGAUCAAAUCAAACAACGAAACUUAUCGGAUGCAGCAGUACUGUCCAAUCGGAGCCUAACGGUUAAGGACUGCCUGGCAAAGUUGAGCCACACUAACCAAACAGCCAAAUGUGAUGGACUUCGAGGUUUGCGAGAAAUAUUGCUGAAACUGCCGAUUGAAGUUACGGAGAAACACCUCAGCGCUACAAUCAAAGCGGUGGUAGGAACGGCUGUCGACUUGGAACGAGACGUUCGACGGGACUGCUUUAAAACUCUGGGGCUGUUGUUUGCAGCGACUGGUCAGGAGAAUAUGGCGCCUUUUUAUGAUGUUCUUUUAUCCUUCCUGCGCUGUGCAAUGACACACAUCCAACCAAGGAUUCAAGAAGAUUCGCUGCUUUUACUGGACGUCUAUCUGCAAUAUCUUCCAGGGCUGGUGUUACAAAAUCGGGAUAAAAUUUUCCCCCAAUUUUUGGACAUGAUAUCCAAACUGAGAAACGAAACAAAACCGGAGAGAACCCUGACAUUGACACUGAACAAACAAACCACAAGUACCAAGUGGAGAACACGGGUUCUUAUGCGGUUAGUAGGAAUGUUAAAAAUUCUGAUCGAUCACAAAACUGGCAAAGAGGAAAAAAUGCCUGAACCUGACGAAUCGGAACCGAUGGAGCUUUCAGAGGAUACCGACCCAUUCACUCCAAAAUCAUCGAAAAAUCUACCCCGACCGAACCGAAUGAAAGUGGACUAUGUUUUUGAUGUGAAUAAAGCACACUAUCCUUUGCCCAGUUACCACCGAUACGAACCGUGUCCUUUGCCAUCCUUAUUUCGACGAUCGAUCGGCGUGACAAAUGUAACCUUUACUGAUCAGCUUGACGAGGGCCGUAAGCUAAAAGCCUACGUUCAAAUGAUAAUGCCAAUAUUGUUCGAGUCAUGGCUGGAAGUUCAUCCGGCAGGUGACAGAACAGAAGCAACGGGCCGUUUACUGUCAUCGGAAGCGCACACGACCCUUGAUUUGCUUCUGGAUAUUGCUAUUCAGCUUUGGGAGCUGGUUCUCAUUUAUGGCCGUGAAACCAAAAAUUCGGAUAUAGCCGACUGGCUGCGAGAGCAAUAUGCUGAAUCGUUCAACGAUCACAUCCUUAAGGGGUUUCCGUACCAUCAAAGCGUGGCGACUUCUAAUAAACGUCGCUUGAAGGGUGGUUCGGAACGAAACAUGAUGGAUGAACAAUGCCAUCAGCAAAAUUUUAACAUUUGUUAUUACUACUGCUGUUUGAACGAAAAUUUUCGGUCUGUUCGAAACAAAAACUACGCUAAGAUUAUCAACUACAUAGAACAAUGCGUUAAUAACUGGAAAUUCCGUUCACCGGAAGUCGGUAUCCAUCUACUGAAGGUUCUCCGUUUUCUGCUACUAGAAACUGACUGCUCAACGGUUAAUCAAAACACUCGCGGAUUAUUGAAAACGCUACUGGAAGUGUAUAUUCAAGCCAAAUUGCCUCCAGCCACGAGAAACAAGAUUCUAAUACUAUUUUGCGAUAUAAUUUUACAAAACGAUCAUCUGUGGCGAGAGUACGGCCAAGACAUUUUCACCCUCUGGCUUCGGAUGUUGCCGAACUUGCUUCGAAAACCGGCGAUCGAUUUUAACGUUUUGCGAGCCUUAAACUGUUUCGGCAAACAGAACAACACUAUCUUCUUGCAGAGUUUGGAGGAAAAUGCGGAAGAUAUCGUUAACAAUCUGCCACUGAUAACGGUUAACGGUGAACAACGCCCGAAUGAGGGUAAAGAAAUGGUCGUGAAUGUACUGUUUUGGAUCGGAAAGCGUAGCACGCUUGAAAAACUGCUGAACAGCGAUCUGGGCGCGCUGAAUCGUGAAACUAAGUCCUAUUUUCAGAGUAUACUGCGUAUACGACUAACGUCUCUUCCGGUUGAGAAUAAAGCUGAGUAAG